AUGUUUUAUGUUAGAACAUGUCAAAAAUCAUCUGUUCGGAAGCAUGUAGUCCAACUGCUCCUGUCACUGGUCGACGUUGACGUGGAAGCCAAUGCAUCUUCCAACGAUAUAGAGGUUCAAUUGGAAAACCAUGCAGUGAAAACAUUUCAGCAGGUCCACGUUCUGUCCAAUGACACCGCAGGGGGUGCACAAAAUGAGACAAGUCCAGUCACUCAUAAUGAUCAGAACGCCACGCUUAACGACGCCGGCAGCAACGCGACACUGGACGACGCCGUGAAUGCCACGCUUAACGACGCCGGCAGCAACGCGACGUUGGACGACGCCGUGAAUGCCACGCUUAACGACGCCGGCAGCAACGCGACGUUGGACGACGCCGUGAAUGCCACGCUUAACGACGCCGGCAGCAACGCGACGUUGGACGACGGCGUGAAUGCCACGCUUAACGACGGCGUGAAUGCCACGCUUAACGACGGCGUGAAUGCCACGCUUAACGACGGCGUGAAUGCCACGCUUAACGACGGCGUGAAUGCCACGCUUAACGACGGCGUGAAUGCCACGCUUAACGACGGCGUGAAUGCCACGCUUAACGACGGCGUGAAUGCCACGCUUAACGACGGCGUGAAUGCCACGCUUAACGACGGCGUGAAUGCCACGCUUAACGACGGCGUGAAUGCCACGCUUAACGACGGCGUGAAUGCCACGCUUAACGACGGCGUGAAUGCCACGCUUAACGACGGCGGCAGCAACGCGACGUUGGCCGACGGCGUGAAUGCCACGCUUAACGACGCCAGCAACCACGUGAACGCGACGCUGGAAGACGCCGGCCACCACAGCAAUGCGACUCUGGUGUCCCCACUGGAAGAUUCCGGCAACCACGUGAACACGACUCUUAAUGAUGCCAAUGAGCCAAGCAACCACACAUCCAGUGAAAAGGGGAGCAGAAGGCGAAGACGUGCUAUGCCCUUGGAAAGAACCCUUCGGUGACAAUGGAGGAGCUGACUGUCCAGAGACCCCAAAAGGUUUUUGGUGUACAGCAGUUCAUUUUGCAUAGGUACUGCCUACUUGUCUCUUAAAUAAAAUCUUAACU
Messenger RNA from Periophthalmus magnuspinnatus, 1087 nucleotides. RefSeq lists its product as uncharacterized. The record is from RefSeq and is a predicted model, not a curated record. Lineage: Eukaryota; Metazoa; Chordata; Actinopteri; Gobiiformes; Gobiidae. The coding region runs from base 1 to 984 and encodes 327 amino acids. The transcript is spliced from 4 exons.